UAUAUCCACACAAAUCAUCUUUCGCCACUCCUUAGCCCCCUCCUCACCACCCUCCAAAAAAAAAAAACCAAACUUUCUGCUGAAACUCUACUGCAGAAAUGGCCUUAGUUAAACCCAUUUCCAAAUUUGGCUCAACCACCCCAAAACUCAGCAACCCAAGAGCACCAACCACCAAGUUCUUCACUAUCAGAAUGUCAGCUACCACUCCUCAGCCGCCCACCACCGCAAGGCCACCAAAGAAAGCUGCCAAGCAAGCAAUCAAGGAGACCCUUUUGGCACCAAGGUUCUACACCACAGAUUUUGAUGAGAUGGAGAGGUUGUUCAAUACCCAGAUCAACAAGAACCUGAAACAGGCUGAGUUUGAGGCACUUUUGCAGGAGUUCAAGACUGAUUAUAACCAGACCCAUUUUGUCAGAAGCAAGGAGUUCAAGGAGGCUGCUGAUAAACUUCAGGGCCCUCUCCGGCAAAUCUUCGUUGAGUUCUUGGAGAGGUCUUGCACCGCUGAGUUUUCUGGAUUCCUUCUUUACAAGGAGCUUGGUAGAAGGCUCAAGAAAACUAAUCCUGUGGUUGCUGAGAUUUUCUCGCUCAUGUCUAGGGAUGAAGCCCGGCAUGCUGGAUUUUUGAACAAGGGUUUAUCUGAUUUCAAUUUGGCAUUGGACUUGGGGUUCUUGACUAAAGCUAGAAAGUACACUUUUUUCAAGCCAAAGUUCAUUUUCUAUGCAACAUACUUGUCUGAGAAAAUCGGAUAUUGGAGAUACAUAACCAUAUACCGACAUCUCAAGGCCAAUCCUGAGUACCAAUGUUAUCCAAUUUUCAAAUACUUUGAGAACUGGUGCCAGGAUGAGAACCGCCAUGGUGAUUUCUUCUCUGCAUUGAUGAAGGCACAACCCCAGUUCCUGAAUGACUGGAAGGCAAAGUUGUGGGCACGUUUCUUCUGCCUAUCGGUUUAUGUGACAAUGUAUCUCAACGAUUGCCAACGAACAGCUUUCUAUGAAGGCAUUGGGCUCAACACAAAAGAAUUUGACAUGCAUGUCAUCAUCGAGACAAACCGCACAACCGCUAGGAUUUUCCCAGCUGUGCUGGAUGUCGAAAACCCAGAGUUCAAGACGAAGUUGGACAGGAUGGUGGAGAUAAACCAGAAGCUUCUGGCAGUUGGGGAAAGUCUGGACAUUCCCUUGGUGAAGAACAUCAAGAGGAUCCCACUUAUUGCAGCACUGGCUUCUGAGCUUUUGGCUGCAUAUCUAAUGAAACCCAUUGAAUCUGGUUCUGUUGAUUAUGCAGAGUUUGAACCACAAGUUGUUUACUAAUUUUCCAGUAGAACCUCCAACUCAUUUUCUUUGAUUUUUUUGAGCAUGUUAUUGUUUGUCCUUAAGAAUAGUGUGUGCAUCUGAGGAAAUAUUGUAUUUCUGCCACUAGUAAUGCUACAUGCACUUAAAAUUCCUUAAUAUUAAAAAUAUGAAAUCAAUAAAUUCAAAAUUCUAGAUUGAUAACAUCCUAAAAUUCCUU
This is a messenger RNA of Ilex paraguariensis (yerba mate), 1506 nucleotides long. The record is from the annotation of a GenBank genome assembly. NCBI's taxonomy places the organism in Eukaryota, Viridiplantae, Streptophyta, Magnoliopsida, Aquifoliales, Aquifoliaceae.